UUUUUGUUCUAAAAAUAUUUUUUAUUGAAUUUUAUUGUCAAGGCUAAGAUAUUUCCUUAUGAGAUAUCCGGAAUCUCUGUGUCUCAUUGGUUCCUCUGAGACAUCAUGUUACUCUGCAACAGCCAUGGAGUUGUUUCCCACUCCAAGAAACUCAACUGCUGUGCCUUUCCUCUCUGCGCAGGUUGAUUAUCCUCGCUACUCCGAUGUUUCAACCAUUGUUAAAUCAAGGUCCAUGGAGAAGGAGCCAAAAACUGCUCAGUUAACAAUUUUUUAUGCAGGGCAAGUUGUUGUGUUUGAUGAUUUUCCUGCUNNUGAGGUGGAGGAGAUAAUGUUAUUUGCUAGCAAAGGAGUAUCCCAAAAUCAAAAAUCCUUUGCACAUGCUCACACUCAUAAUAACCAGCAGAAGAAUCAUCCUUUAGUUAUUCCCAAUACCACCCCUCAAGUACCACCCAAACCAUUUUUUUGUGACAUAUCAAUUGCUAGGAAAGCUUCACUUAGUCGGUUCCUUGAGAAGAGAAAAGAUAGAAUUGCUGCCAAAGCGUCAUAUCAAACAAACAAUCGCAACUCUUCUAAUAAGCUUGGAUUAUGUGCUAAGCCAACACAUAUUUGAGUGCAGUUGCAAUUCUAAGUUUUUUUUGUUCUUUGAUAUUUGAUUUGCUAGCUCUCUCGUGUUUAACUUCUCUUCUAUGACUAUUAUGAUAGAUAUAACAUUAAUCGUAUUAGAUUUUUGGCUCCAAUUAUUAUGA
Molecule: messenger RNA, 746 nt
Organism: Cajanus cajan (pigeon pea)
Lineage: Eukaryota; Viridiplantae; Streptophyta; Magnoliopsida; Fabales; Fabaceae
Source: RefSeq, a predicted model, not a curated record